Molecule: messenger RNA, 915 nt
Organism: Pomacea canaliculata
Lineage: Eukaryota; Metazoa; Mollusca; Gastropoda; Architaenioglossa; Ampullariidae
Exons: 3
Coding region: 82-531 (149 amino acids)
Biological process (GO): regulation of synaptic transmission, cholinergic; positive regulation of voltage-gated potassium channel activity; sleep
Source: RefSeq, a predicted model, not a curated record
GGCAUACAGGCGAGUGUGGCAAGGAUCAUUUCACUCGCUGAGUCUGAAGCCAGACUGCUCCCUGCAUCAGCAAUCAGGUGCAUGAGAGAGAGGACAAUGGCUUCAGAGCAGUUGCUGAAGAUAAUGAUGGCGUUUGUCGUCAUUGCAUUUUGUCUUCCGCUCGGAGGGGAUGUCUACGUUCAUGGUAUAGAAUGCUACCACUGCUACUCGACAGAAAAACCCGGCUGUAGUGAACAACCAGAGGAAAAAAAGCAAGACUGCGUAUACUGCAGGAAGGUUUUUCAGGAAGUGCAUUUCAAAUCCUCCCCCACCGUCGGCAGAGAAUGCAUUGAUGAAAAACGACUCCUCACCUGGGACGAAGAUGACAAGAAGCUGGAAUGCCACCACAUCAUCUCCGAGAAGUCCAUCAAGGCGUCGGUCUGUCUCUGCGACACUGACCUCUGCAACCGAGGCUCUGUGCUGCUCAGGUCCCUCUCGGCCCUCCACUGGACAUGCGCACUCUUCACCCUGUUUCUCUACUUCUGUUUCUAGUUCCAGUGCAGUGACCUCCACUAACCUGCUGACGUCACCAUGCAUUCAUUAUUCCUCUCCCAACAUUUCUAGAGGACAUGAGGCAAUGCAGUUAAUCCAAGCGUGACGUGUUGGGGUAUGGGAUAUCCGUGUCCCCUCAUAACAUUUAUUCCAAGAAUAUUUUUCUUUAUAUCUGCAGACUUGUUCUUAACAUUAAAGCUCUAACCUAACCCUGUAAUCAGUUUGAGACUUAUAUUCUCAUCCUAAGGAUCUCUUAGCCUAACCCUAAGCCAAACUCUAACACAAACCUCAAAACUGACUUAUUAAAAAACUUUGAAGGUUCCUUUCUCGAGCUUACAAGCUAAAAGAAUCAAAUAUAUUUAGAAUAAAUAAGUUUUAAAAAAA